AUGAAUAACCUACAAGCUGUUAAGUUUUUCAAAGUCAUCAAAGCUUAUCAUAAACAUAUUAAUGAUGAUUUUGAACAACCUCAGUUUGUUAUAUCAACACUUAGAGCUCACCAGCGAAGAGCUGUGAAAUGGAUGGUUGAUAGAGAAAAAAACAACGAUUUUGUAAAAUGUGAUGGGUCUCCGUUUAGUGGAGGAAUUUUAGCUGAUGGGAUGGGUCUAGGAAAAACUAUUGAAAUGUUAUGUUGCAUCAUGGAAAAUACAGCACCUUCUGAAUUUUAUAACCAAAAACUUGUGAUUGAGAAGAAAAUCAUUGAUGAAGAUACUCAUAUCGUUGCAUGUUAUUGCAAGACAACGCCACCGAAAAGUAUCUUAGUGUAUUGUGCAAUGUGUGGUAAAGGCCAGCAUGCACAGUGUGUACAUUUUGAACCAAAACCAUUUCAAGAAGUUCCAUACUUGUGUUCUAAUUGUUGGGUCAUAAAUAAUAGAGUGCAUUGCAAGGCUACUUUGAUUGUUGUACCACAGUCUAUUUUAGACCAGUGGCUUGUUGAGAUAGAAAAACAUAUUGCGAAACCUGACUUAAAAGUUUAUGUUUACAAUGGUGUGCAUCUUGAUGGUUAUAUUCAACCAUUUUUUUUCGGUGACUAUGAUAUCGUUAUAACAUCGUAUACUAUCCUUUCAAGAGAUUCAAACUAUGUCACAGAUGUUAAUGUGGAUGAUCAAAAUUGUACGCGUUUGCGACAUUCUAAAAGAUACAAAUAUCCUCAAUCACCAUUGUCUUGCAUUAAAUGGUGGCGAAUAUGUUUGGAUGAAGGUCAAUCAAUUGAGAGUGCGAGCAGAAAAGUAUAUCAUAUGAUAUUUAAUCUACAAUCUGUGCAUAAGUGGACUAUGACUGGUACACCAAUACAAAAAUCACUAAAUGAUCUUUAUGGUAUUUUAAAGUUCCUAGAAGUAAGUCCUUACUGCCAACGUAAACAGUUCAUGAAGCUUAUGAAGGGUAAAAAAAAUAUUAUGUAUAAUUUUUUUUCAAAAUUGAUAUGGCGUAGUUCAAUAAAAGAUGUCAAUUCAGAAUUAAAUAUACCAAAGCUAACUCAUGAUCACCAUUGGCUAACAUUUUCCCAGACUGAAAAAUAUUUUUACCUAAACCAGCAUAAUGAUUGUGCGACAAAUUUUUCUAAUUGUGUAACCAGGCUGUUUCCAUCCUUGGAUAUAUCAGUAAAGGAUAUUGACAGGAAAAAUAUAUGUACAAUCAUGAGACCAUUAAAUAAGCUUGGACAAGCUUGUGUACACCCUCAAGCUUUGAACGGAGAGUUUUUAAAAAUAAGAGGAACAAUGACAAUGGAAAAGUUAAUAGAUGUAAUGAUAGAUGAAUGUCAUGAUGUAUGUAAUAAUGCUUUAGCUACACUUGUUUCUAAGCACAAUGACCUUGCUGCAUUGUAUCUUUAUGUUAAUGAACCAGUCACUGCUGUUGAACAUUAUAGGACAAAAAUUCAUGCUAUGUAUAAUUUGUCCGCUGUACUUGAUAAAAAUACAACCAUAAACCGUGCAUUAAAUGAUUCAGACUUAAAACGGGAUAUGGAACUACUUGAAGAAGAAUAUUUUAAAUUUUUUAAACAAAAUGUUAGUGAUAAGUAUACUAUAUGA
This is a messenger RNA of Acyrthosiphon pisum (pea aphid), 1641 nucleotides long. Its product is annotated as E3 ubiquitin-protein ligase SHPRH-like. The record is from RefSeq and is a predicted model, not a curated record. The transcript has 9 exons. Gene Ontology annotation, molecular function: ATP binding; ubiquitin protein ligase activity. Gene Ontology annotation, biological process: DNA damage response; protein polyubiquitination. NCBI's taxonomy places the organism in Eukaryota, Metazoa, Arthropoda, Insecta, Hemiptera, Aphididae. Bases 1 to 1641 code for a protein of 546 amino acids. Gene Ontology annotation, cellular component: nucleus.